GGCUCACUUUGCCCGCCCACUCCCCUAAUUUUAGUUUGAAACUAGAAUAGCCGAGCCAAGAAAUAGUUAAUCCAGGGCUGCUUCUAUGAUUGGCCGCUGUACACAGUGCUUGAGCCACCUUGAAUGAGAAACAGUGGUAACUAGGCAACUUCAGCAGCGGUAAAAUAAUUUUAAAAAGAAGAUAAAAAAGAAGAUAUGUCCACGAAACACUGAAAUUGUAAAAUUGUCGAAAAAUGAGAGGCGACACAAUGUGAUUUGCGUGGCCAGCACAUGGAAUUAACGAAUGGAUUUUUUCUCUCUCUAAGAAGGGAAAACAGAACGCACAAAUGAACGGGAACCUGAUUUGGAUUAAAACGGUUAAACUGGAAAUUUCAGCAUAGUUGACAUAUGAAAGGUGCUAAUCGAGGGAGGGACAGAGGUGUACAACAGAAGGACAGUCUCUGAAGUAUCCUACCAGAGAGGAAUACCAGUACUCAACCUGGACUAAAGAAUAAUACAGUACAACAACAACCCAUGUGUUCCCUUUGGAAGGAAGAAUUCACCAAUCACUAGGUGGGAUCUGCACUAAAGAGCAAUAGAGGGACCAUGUAAUACUUGACCUUAUCAUCUAGCCACCAUGUUAGAACUAGUCUGAAGCAUUCAGAAGGACCGCCACAACAUCUACCCUUCAUCAGCUCAGAGAGAAGACUCUGAGGAUACUACCAGGAUGGGUCCACAUUGAAGGAGAUCAGAACCCCUGGAUCUCUUCACCAAAGAGGAAUAACACCAGACUUCUCACCAUGGACUUGGAGGAAAGCUCCGUCCUAGACCUGGAGUAGGGGACAGUGGGGUUGUGGGCAGUCCAUAGGAGGUAGGGUGUGUGUGAUAACCAUCCUGGAGUAGGGGAUAGGGGACUAGUCCAUAGGAGGUAGGGUGUGUGUGAUAACCAUCCUGGAGUAGGGGAUAGGGGACUAGUCCAUAGGAGGUAGCAGAGGAGUGAUAACCCCAUGGUGGAUCUGCUGUGAGGAGUACUGAGGACAGGAAGGACCCAGGAGGAUGUCAUCAGCCGGAGGAGAGUCAGCCAGCUCGGAGCUCCAAGCAGGUGUCAAAACCAGCACGCUGAGACGGGAGUCCAGGAGGACUAAAGGUCAGGACCGCAGUGAGACGGGGCUGAUUAAGCGUUUCCGUGGUGAUGGCGUGCGCUACAAGGCCAAGCUGAUCGGGACUGAUGAGGUGACAGCGGCACGCGGGGACAAGCUGUGCCAAGACUCCAUGAUGAAACUCAAGGGAAUGGCUUCGUCAGCGCGUUCCAAAGGAGAGCACAAGCAGAGAGUCUUCCUCACCAUCUCCUUUGGAGGGAUCAAGAUUUACGACGAGAGAUCAGGGGUUCUGCUGCAUCACCACUCAGUGCAUGAGAUCUCCUAUAUCGCCAAGGAUACCCGGGACCACCGGGCCUUCGGCUACGUCUGUGGGAAGGAGGGACACCACAGGUUCGUGGCCAUCAAGUCUGGCCAGUCGGCGGAGCCACUGAUCAUUGACCUGCAUGACCUCUUCACGCUCAUCUAUGACAUCAAGCAGCGAGAGGAGAUGGAGAAGAAGUUCCAGAAGGACAAGCAGUGUGAGCAGGCCGUCUACCAGACCAUUCUGGAGGACGAGGUGGAUGAUCCAGUUUACCAGUACAUUGUGUUUGAGGCUGGACAUGAGCCCCUCCAUGGCCACCAAUCAGAGGAGAGCGUUUACCAGGUCCCUACCGCUACCAGUCAGCAGAAGGGAGAAGGGAUCUAUGACGUCCCAAAACGCCAUUUUAUGACUAACAUCAACCAUUUUGAUAUUUUCGGAGACAUGUCCACUCCACCCUCGAUGCCCCCGUCCCCGGCCAACACUUUGGACCCCAGCAGGAGCCACCGCCAACCCCAGCACCAGCACCAGCAACCCCCAGAGGUGUUCACCGGUCCCUUCAGCCCCACCUCUGUCCCCUCAGGGUACAUGACCAUGGGGCCAGUCCAGGCAGCCCAGUGGGCACAGCAGGGACCCUUCGCUGGCCAGACCCAGACCCUGGCCUUCGGGGUGCAGGGGCCCCUCCAGGUGACCCAGGUCCUCCCGGGGGGCCAGCCCGUCAUCUGGAGCCAGGCCAACAUCUUCCCCACCACCCAGCAGCAGUGGGCCGCCAUGGCUGCCUACAUGCCGGCCCAAGCCGUGGGCAUGGGGGGUCACCACCUCCCCAUGAUGGUGCCCAUCACCACUGUGUGCCCCGGCCCCCAGGGCCCACAUUGCGACCUCUCCUCCACCCCCUCCUCGGCCAUCACCAGCCCCCAGCACCAUGCGAUGGACCCUGCCCUGCUCCAGCAGCUCCAGCAGCAGCACAGCCUCGGUGGGGACUCUGACGCAGGAGAAGGCCCCUCUUCGCUGGGCCUUGUCAUGGUGGGCAGCAGGUGUGGAACACCCGGGCCGAUGAGUCCCACUUCAAUGGGUCUGGGUGCUGUGGGCAGGUGUGAGACGCCAGUUAGCCUUGUCAUGAUGGCGAGGUGUGAGACGCACGGCCCUGUUCCAGUGAAUGUGCCUCCUGACACCCUGGUCUGUAGCCAGCUGUGCCUGGGGUCACCGCCGGCUGUGAUGUCACCAUCGGACUCGACCCAAGAAGAGGAAGGCAGCUAUAGUGACCUUGACCUCUCUCGGAUGACCUUGAGUCCAGGCACGUCAACCUCACCCUCCACUGACUCAGCAUCCACCCCAGCCCCCCAGCCUGGCUCGUCCUCAGACUCCGCCCCGACCCAGACCAGUGACCCCCCCACAGACCACUCUCCCAUCGAAAGAGAGGCCACACCCCGCAGCACCAGGGAGGAUGACUCGGGCUCAUGCGCCAGGGCUCUGUCUCCCUGUCUAGCCGGUGAUGCUCCAGCUGAUUCUCCCCAGGCCCAGAUCUGUCCACAGGAAGACACUGAAUGCUCGGUCUGUGGGGAUUCAGGUCGCCAUGCACCCAGUGGACUGUGUCCAAUCAGAGUGGACCGCCUGGACGCGCUGCGACGGCUGCAGGAAGAAGAGGAGGACACAGUGAAAUGCAGCAUGGUGGAGGACUUUGUCUCUGUGGUUAGAGGGGGUGACAGUGAGUCCAUCACCUCGCUGGCUGCCAAGAAGCUGCCCACGCCACAACUGAUGAGACGGUGGGGAGAAGCUGUGCAUUACAACCCUGACUUCCUCCGCAGCAAGAUGCGACCACUAUAUGAGCUGGUGACCUCCAGAGACUUCUCCCGCGCUAUCUCCCUGAAGAAGAACCUGAGGAGACAGCUCCUGCCGCUAUGCCCCCUUCCGCAACAAUGGACUUGCUGUUCUCAAAGGCAUGGCCUGCAGAGGACUCCAGGUGGAAUCUACUGACUGUUUCUGAUAUUGUUACAGACUCUUAAUUGAAAUAAAGAUAAUUGGAAGUGUU
Messenger RNA from Coregonus clupeaformis (lake whitefish), 3406 nucleotides. RefSeq names its product disabled homolog 1. NCBI's taxonomy places the organism in Eukaryota, Metazoa, Chordata, Actinopteri, Salmoniformes, Salmonidae. Bases 1036 to 3351 code for a protein of 771 amino acids. The record is from RefSeq and is a predicted model, not a curated record. Gene Ontology annotation, biological process: ventral spinal cord development; lateral motor column neuron migration. The transcript is spliced from 18 exons.